CUUUGAUAUCAGUGUUGAAAAUUUUUCAUUGUUAAUUAGUUAAGAUUUGUGCAUUAAUUUGUUAAGUAAAUUCGAGUCUAAGUGAAUGUAUGCUUAAGUAAAUUUGUGGCUUAAGUGAAUCCGUUUGUUAAGUGUAUGUGUAAGCGAUAAUCCUAGUAAUGGCGACAGAAAUUCUUUUGGGGGUAGAGAAGCGUCGUCCUUUACCUAAGCUGGUAUCCACCUAUACCAGAGUUAGCUUAGACCAUGCUAGGAUCCGAGCUGUUCGUGCCGAGAGGAUUUUAGAUCGUAUAUCUUUACGAAGGCGAAAAUUUCCUUUAUACGAGUGCCUAAUUUUGGAACUCAAAGAAGCUGGCUAUUCAGAUUCUUCGGGAUAUCUGCAAGAUUUGAUCUACGAUAAUAAACAGCUGGUCAGCCAGGACGAUAUAGGAAUUGUAGUGGACCUCAGGAAAAGGGACGAUUAUCUUGAACAUAUAUGUGACGUUCUGCAAAAGGCUGAAAAACAACGCGACAGGGGUAAUAUAAAGCAGGAGUGCGAACAUAUACUCGGACUCGCAAUGUUCUAUGCAGAAAAGGAAAAAGGUAUCUUGUGGCUUGCUGAAAAAUUCUAUCAAUUAGCUAUUGCUGUGUCUAGCAAGUAUCUCGUCGAUGGCGGUCGACUGAAAGCUGUCUGCAAAUAUCACUACGGAAAGUUUCUUUUGGAUAAAUUUCCUGGAGCAGAUCCAGAGGAACCAUUUAUGUUGCUGACAGAAGUUCGAGACUCUGCUAUCGGAAAGAAUUGGCUCUUGUACGAACCGAAAGAGGAAGGAGAAGAGGCUCCACCAGAUACCGUGUUUGGGUCCACUGCCCUUCAGUUGCAUAGAGUACUUCUCAACAAAGCAAGAGCGGUGAGGAAGGAGGACACUCCUAAAGCAGAAAGGUUGGCACGCUUGGCUGAGAGGAGAGCUAAAGAUGCCGGUGAGACUGGCAAAACAGCAGAGGCGAUAAUUGAGAUUGGCAUUUGUCAGCUCAUGAUGAACAAUUUGAACAAUGCUCAGAAAACUUUUGAGAGGGCGUUCAAAAUACAUGAGCGGAGCCAAAACGUAGAAGGGCUUUGCGAAGCUAGAAUGCACCUGGCUGCAGUUAUGCAACGAUUGGGAGAACAUGAAGCUGCAGCUAAAUUGCUGACGGAGAUGGGAGCCAUUGCCAUGGAGCAUGGCCUGAGGCGGCAGCUUGGCCGGGCCUUGCACUUACUUGGCGAGCUACAUCUGAGGAGGGAGCGCCCGGAGUUGGGCACACAACACUUGGCUGAGGCGUUUCUUUGCUUCAUGGGAUUUAGGUUUCAGGCAAUGCAAAGUGAAGACAUAGUAGGUUUAGAUGAGGUCCAGGAUGAAGACUUUGAUGCUAUAUACGUGGGUGAAACGAAAGAAAUGUACGAAGAGGAAGCUGAACAAGCAAGACUUAUGUGUGCCAUUUCUGCAGGUCAAGAACUAAUGGCUUCCUACUUCAAUUUGCUGAGGGAAGCCGGAGACUGUGCGGUGGCUAAAAUGAAAACGAUUGAAUGGAAACUGUCGCACGCGCGCUGGUGGGUCAAGCGACGUCAUCACGAUUUCCUGCCGUGUAUGUGCCCCGCACAUAGGCGGACUCCGCUAGAUGUACUGUGGAUUCAAGUGGAGUGCAAGAAGUCGCUAGUGCACGUUUCUAUGUUUGACUUCUCCAACGAAGCACUUGGUAGAACAUCCACAAUUCACGAUAUCCGUAAACUUCAUAGCAGCUACCUUCGUACCAUCGACAGCAAAGCAGACAUGCAAUAGUAGUCUGUAUUUCCUACAUACUCUUCAAAACCUUACCUUC
This is a messenger RNA of Helicoverpa armigera (cotton bollworm), 1830 nucleotides long. RefSeq lists its product as uncharacterized. Gene Ontology annotation, cellular component: cilium. Gene Ontology annotation, biological process: cilium movement. Gene Ontology annotation, molecular function: protein binding. NCBI's taxonomy places the organism in Eukaryota, Metazoa, Arthropoda, Insecta, Lepidoptera, Noctuidae. The transcript is spliced from 10 exons. Bases 159 to 1790 code for a protein of 543 amino acids. The record is from RefSeq and is a predicted model, not a curated record.